UCUGUGAAAUUCGUUAGAGAGGAGAGAGAGGAAGCCGAGGGCAAAAGGGUAAUUUGAAAAGCAGAUAUUCUCUGCAACAAACGACGCAAACAAACAAACUUUAGAGAGAGAAGGCAGCUUAAACCCUUUCCAUAAAACCCCAUCAACCUCACACACACACAGCUUUGUACUGUCAUCAUCCUCUCUCUCUCUCUCUAUCUCUCUCUCUGAAGAUCAUAACUCUGAAAAAUGGCAGAGCACCCACCACCGUCGUCUUUCCAUCACCACUUCGCGUGCCCUCCUCCACCAAAACACCGAUCAUCAUCGAAUUACAAGAAACACUCCUUCCCCGGAUCUCAUCACCACCAACCUCCGACAUUCAACCGUCUCUUCCCGUGCCAGUACUGUCCCCGCAAGUUCUACACCUCCCAAGCUCUCGGCGGUCACCAGAACGCACACAAACGCGAACGCGCCGCUGCUCGUCGCAACCUCGGCGUCGUCGACGUCGACGUUUCUCAUCAUCCUCACCACGACGCUCCGUCGUCUGUUAACCUCUACGACAACGACGCCGCCGCUUUCGUCUGUCCUGAUUUCUACCCUAACACGCCUCAUCAAGGAUCCGUCGUCACAGCAACCGGAUCGACCUGGAGCGUACUACCACCGGAUAAUCAUCAACAGACGACGACGAUGAUGGUGGGUGGUGGGUACGUCGACCCGUACUGCCCCCCGUAUCCGUACCCGUUUGGUUACCCAUACGGCUUCAUCAUGGAGCAGGAAGAACACGAGCCACAGCUGGAUCUUUCUCUCCAUCUCUGAGAGCUUUUUUUUCUGUUUUGUCUUGUUCAGGUCUCUCUUUCUAAGUACAACUUUUGGAGCUAUGUGUAACGUUUCUAUCUUUCUCUUUUACUUUUUUAUAAACUAGCUGCCCUCACCCAACCUUUUUGGUAAAACGAUCGUUUCGAUUUUCGUUUAUAAUCGUG
Raphanus sativus (radish) is the source of this 959-nucleotide messenger RNA. Its product is annotated as zinc finger protein KNUCKLES. The record is from RefSeq and is a predicted model, not a curated record. The coding region runs from base 229 to 795 and encodes 188 amino acids. Gene Ontology annotation, biological process: negative regulation of abscisic acid-activated signaling pathway. The transcript has a single exon. Lineage: Eukaryota; Viridiplantae; Streptophyta; Magnoliopsida; Brassicales; Brassicaceae.